Peniophora sp. CBMAI 1063 is the source of this 228-nucleotide messenger RNA. NCBI's taxonomy places the organism in Eukaryota, Fungi, Basidiomycota, Agaricomycetes, Russulales, Peniophoraceae. The record is from the annotation of a GenBank genome assembly.
AUGUCGUGCUACCGCAUCGCACCUAACUCGAUCACGAUGGAGUACACUUGUCAGGCCAACAAGGCCAAGUACGAUUGCAGCGCGCCGCGCAGCAGGAAGGAGUACAUGCAGCACUUACAGACUUGCCACUACGUCUGUGAACAGUGCAAGUACUUUUGGACCAAGAAGGAAGGAUACCAUGAGCACCGGGAAGAGAUGCACCGCGAUUCUGCAGACUCGCAGCUGUAG